Messenger RNA from Piliocolobus tephrosceles (Ugandan red Colobus), 1260 nucleotides. It is a transcript of the gene SYT2, whose product is annotated as synaptotagmin 2. Gene Ontology annotation, cellular component: synaptic vesicle membrane; dense core granule; plasma membrane. Gene Ontology annotation, biological process: synaptic vesicle endocytosis; calcium ion-regulated exocytosis of neurotransmitter. The transcript has 8 exons. Gene Ontology annotation, molecular function: SNARE binding; calcium ion binding; phosphatidylserine binding. The record is from RefSeq and is a predicted model, not a curated record. The coding region runs from base 1 to 1260 and encodes 419 amino acids. Lineage: Eukaryota; Metazoa; Chordata; Mammalia; Primates; Cercopithecidae.
AUGAGGAACAUUUUCAAGAGGAACCAGGAGCCUGUUGUGGCUCCUGCCACCACCACCACCACGAUGCCCAUUGGACCCAUGGACAACUCCACCGAGAGUGGGGGUCCUGGGGAGAGCCAGGAGGACAUGUUUGCCAAAUUGAAGGAAAAAUUCUUCAAUGAGAUCAACAAGAUACCCUUACCACCCUGGGCACUGAUCGCCAUUGCUGUGGUUGCUGGGCUCCUGCUUCUCACCUGCUGCUUCUGCAUCUGCAAGAAGUGCUGCUGCAAGAAGAAGAAGAACAAGAAGGAAAAGGGCAAAGGCAUGAAGAAUGCCAUGAACAUGAAGGACAUGAAAGGGGGUCAGGAUGACGACGAUGCAGAGACAGGCCUGACUGAGGGGGAAGGUGAAGGGGAGGAGGAGAAAGAGCCAGAGAACCUGGGCAAACUGCAGUUUUCCCUGGACUAUGAUUUUCAGGCUAAUCAGCUUACUGUGGGCGUUCUGCAGGCUGCUGAACUGCCUGCCCUGGACAUGGGAGGCACCUCAGACCCUUAUGUCAAGGUCUUCCUCCUUCCUGAUAAGAAGAAGAAAUAUGAGACCAAAGUCCAUCGGAAGACACUGAACCCUGCCUUCAAUGAAACCUUCACCUUCAAGGUGCCAUACCAGGAGCUCGGGGGCAAAACUCUGGUGAUGGCCAUCUAUGACUUUGACCGUUUCUCCAAGCAUGACAUCAUUGGAGAGGUAAAGGUGCCUAUGAACACAGUGGACCUCGGCCAGCCCAUUGAGGAGUGGAGAGACCUGCAAGGCGGGGAAAAGGAGGAGCCAGAGAAGCUGGGCGACAUCUGCACCUCCCUGCGCUAUGUGCCUACGGCUGGGAAGCUCACUGUCUGCAUCCUGGAGGCCAAGAACCUCAAGAAGAUGGACGUGGGCGGCCUUUCAGACCCCUAUGUGAAGAUCCACCUGAUGCAGAAUGGCAAGCGGCUCAAGAAGAAGAAGACAACCGUGAAGAAGAAGACCCUGAACCCAUACUUCAAUGAGUCCUUCAGCUUUGAGAUCCCCUUCGAGCAGAUUCAGAAAGUCCAGGUAGUGGUCACCGUGCUGGACUACGACAAGUUGGGCAAGAACGAAGCCAUAGGCAAAAUCUUCGUGGGCAGCAAUGCCACAGGCACAGAGCUGCGGCACUGGUCUGACAUGUUGGCCAACCCCCGGAGGCCCAUUGCCCAGUGGCACUCGCUCAAGCCUGAGGAGGAGGUGGAUGCACUCCUGGGAAAGAACAAGUAG